Messenger RNA from Populus nigra (black poplar), 1140 nucleotides. Its product is annotated as heavy metal-associated isoprenylated plant protein 23-like. Lineage: Eukaryota; Viridiplantae; Streptophyta; Magnoliopsida; Malpighiales; Salicaceae. Bases 360 to 815 code for a protein of 151 amino acids. Gene Ontology annotation, molecular function: metal ion binding. The record is from RefSeq and is a predicted model, not a curated record. The transcript has 2 exons.
GGAGAACAGCCUUAAAACCCCCUUUUCUUUGCAUGUUAGAAGGCAAGAAAAGAAUCCAUUGUUUGCGAGGAAGUUCCUUGUAACUUCUUGUGUAGCUCUCGCUUCAAAUGUUGUUGGUGCUAGUUUAAAUAAACAUCACUUCUUUCUUUCUUUCUUUCAAGAAACACAACUCUUUUUUCUUUUCUAAUUUUCAUCUCUCUUCCUCACCUUUGUUUCCUAUAGAAAUAUUCAGCUUUCUGGGGAUUUGUUGCGUUUUGUCAAGCUCUCAAAAACUUGCUUUUGGACUUCUGGACUUUUGUACUUCUUGAGAAGUUCUUUUUUAAUUAGAACCAUUAAUAAACCAUAUAUAUCUUGAAAAGAUGGGCGUUAGUGGCACUUUGGAGUUUUUAUCUGACUUGGUGGGAAGUGGUGGCCAUAAACACAAAAAGAAGCAGUUGCAGACUGUAGAGCUCAAGGUCAGGAUGGACUGUGAUGGCUGUGAACUUAAGGUCAAGAAUGCCCUUUCUUCAAUGAGUGGAGUAAAAAAGGUGGAGAUAAACAGAAAACAACAAAGGGUGACUGUUUCAGGAUAUGUUGAUUCAAAUAGGGUCUUGAAGAAGGCAAAGUCAACAGGGAAAAGGGCAGAGAUUUGGCCAUAUGUUCCUUACAGUUUAGUGGCUCAACCUUUCGCUACCCAGGCUUAUGACAAGAAAGCACCUCCUGGUUAUGUCAGGAAAGUAGAGAACACUGCCGCCAUAGGCACUGUGACUAGAUAUGAGGACCCCUACACCUCCAUGUUCAGCGACGACAACCCAAAUGCUUGCUCUAUCAUGUAAUGUAACCGAAAUUAAGACGUCUACCGAAUGUCCCAUCGACCCGCUUCUCCUUCUCAGGGGUUUAAACACCACUGCAAAAUUCCCAUGUAGAGUUUAUCUCAAUUUUCAUUUGUUCGUGGGGGAUUUUCAUAUUAUGCAGUAAUAAGAAUGAGUAGACGAGUAUCACCCUUUUUGGACCUUUUGAAUGGUCCCAAACAAUGUUUUGUAGUUUUGCAGUGAGUUGUUUUGAUGGGCCUAGACUUUAGCAUGGGAUUAGGUAUUUGAUGGUGAAAUACUGUUGGUAGUUGUGAGGCACCUCUGAGCAGUAACAGCUCACUUUAUUUUA